GAAUAUUUAAUAAACCCGGAAGUUAGGCGGUGCUGCUGUUUUGCUGUCGAGUCACCUCUGAUGGGAUGGAGGAAAAAGAACUGCUAUAAUGCUGGAACGGAACAUCUCUAAUCGGGACACUUAGACAUAAACCGUAAUUUUUCGUCACUACCAAACCGUUUCGACAACGCUUAGUCAAAAAUGAUGGAAGAAAUCGACAGAUUCCAAGUGCCUCCAGUCAACGGAGAGACGCAACCUUUGGAUCCAGCAGCCUCCUCCAACUCAGAAGCUGACCCCGAUACCAAAGGAGAGACUGUGGCUAUAAACUACAAGCCCUCCCCACUGCAAGUCCAAAUAGAGAAACAGCGGGAUCUUGCCAGGAAGGGAUCUGUGAAGAAUGGCACUGUGGGUAGUCCUGUCAAUCAACAACCUAAGAAGAAUGCUAGGACAAGGUUGGUUGUGCCAAACAAAGGCUAUUCCUCUUUAGACCAGAGCCCAGAUGAGAAGCCCCUUGUAGCACUGGACACCGACAGUGAUGAUGACUUCGACAUGUCCAGGUACUCGUCAUCAGGAUACUCCUCAGCCGAGGUGAGAUGUCUGAGGGACCAGCAAAUCAACCAGGACCUCAACAUCCAGCUCCUAAAGGAUGGCUACCGACUGGAUGAGAUUCCAGAUGAUGAAGACCUGGAUCUGAUCCCCCCCAAAGCGGUUAACCCCACCUGCAUGUGCUGCCAAGCUGCUCCCUCCACGGCGUGUCACAUCCAGUAGCACUGCCCUCCUCUUUAAAAAAGAAAAAAAAAUACAGAGGCCACAAAGAGAAUGGAUUGAAUAGUUUGCACACCUUUAGAGAAGACAAAGGGGUCUGUAUUUGUCAGAGAGUCAGUGACAGAGGUAGGUAACACUAAUGAAUCAUGUGCACGUUCCUCCUAUGGUUGGAUGUGUGCACCCUCUGCAUUGUAUGGUCAACUAGAACUGCAAUGAUGGCACAGACAUCAGCUUGAAGGAAAACAUCUUUGCUUCACCGGUACAGUAAUUUUUUUAUUUUUAUUUUUUUGCUUACAUGAUCAAUUAAGGAAUGAUUAGAAACAACAUUGGACAUAAGAUCAGACUAAGCUUCUCUUCUGGAGAUAAGGAAUCCACUGAUUUAUUCCUUCUAUUAUUGGUCAAAGACUGGAAUUUGUGCAGAUCAUCACCAUUCUGCUUUGUCUUCAUGUGUGUCCAACAUAAAAAUUGAUGUGUAUGUGUGAGUAUAUACUGAGAGAAGUAGCCCUCAACCAUCUUGCUUCUCACUAUAAUAUACUGUACAGUUACUCUUAAUUUUCUAAUGUAAUUUUGGUUUUAUCAUUGCAGGAAAAAAGUUAAAACUUAGUUUAUUAUGUUGCCUGCUGAAACUGUCAAAUGGCCAACUAGAGCAGAUGAUGGCUCACUCUCAUUGACCUCUUAAUGUUGCUGUCAGACACCAUUCACUGUCUUUUUUGUUUAGUUUUGCUUUCUUUUUGAGAAGCUUCUAAGAAAUGUAUUCAGAGCAGAUUGUUAGCGAAUGUCUACCCAUGAAGAAAUACGAAGGGAACAUCUUGUAAUGAGAAUUUAGCUGGAAAUGGUACAAAAUGGUAUAAUAUAAUCUCAUAAAUAUUAGCAAUAUUGCAUGCAUGUGUGAGCUAUGUGUGCAUGCGACAGACCCCACAAAACUGAGGUUAUUUUGAAUAAUAAUUUGAAAAGAUUACUUUUUGUACCAAAUCCUACUUAUUUCUCAUGAGAACCUGCCGUUUUUGGAAAAUGUUAUAUGUGCAAUUUGUUGUACCUGCUGUGAAUUUUGACAUAUAAUUUAAAAAUGUGAGUGCAGUGGAAGCAUUUUUAUUUAUUCUUUAUUUCAGCUUUCCUGUUUCAGUGUAAAAUACAUUAAGUUCAUCAGUUACAGUUAAGUUAAAUUUUGUUGUUGUUUUGUACAUAUCCAACCUGAAUAGUAUAUAUUUUUGGACAAUAUCCAUAAAACCUGCCACAGCUUUGUAUUGUCACUGCCAAUGGCCUUUUCUCUCAUGGUCUUUUUGUGUUUACUACACUUGAGACAUUUCCUGGUUGCUAGCACUAGUUUGUGAAUUUCUUCUGAUAAAAGUGACUGUGAAAGACCAUGGCUAAAUUUCCCCCCAAACUGUAAUUUUGUUCCACUUACUGCGUGCAAACUCGGCUAAUAUAAGAUAAAUGUAACAUCACAAGCUAAGCCAUGCUAAAUGACUUAAAUACAACUUAAGUGUAUCAGUGCACUUAAUACAGAUGGAAAUUGCAUAACAUUCUGAAUAUUUUGAUGACUUUUUCAAUUUUGAGUUAGCACAGUACAUGCGGGACACCUUGUUUUAUUGUUUCAUAAAAUUUGGGGGCUCAUGUUUACAUUUUUUGUAAUUACUUUGGGACAUGUAGUAUAGCUAUGUCAUUUGUGUUAUUUUUGCAUUUCCAGUACAGUACAGUAUACUGCAUAUUAGGUAAUGUUUCUCUUAAAAGGGACAGAUUGUAUUUAGUGCAAUGAGUGAAUAGAAUCAAAUCCUUUAGUGAUCAUACUCCCAUUAAGGAAUGAGUCUUCCCAAUUUAAGUAAAACCACACAAUUAAGCUGCCAUUUGAAAUGUUGGCAUGAAGUAAAAAGUCUUGUUUCAUUGCUACAAGUUUGUCUACAGAAAACAUUCAGACUGAAUAUACUAAAUGUGUGUCAGUUCUCUUAGAAGUAACGCCAUUUUCGACUUGUCAUAUUUGCCAUAUUUUGUCUGUAAUACAUUAACAAUAUUUAUUUGCAGUUGUACCUUUUAAAUUAUUUUCCAGCUAUGUGUAAUAUAUCUUUUCAUUCAAUGAAUGUUUUAUUUGUCAGACACUUACGACGACUGUAAAAUGGUUCCAUUUAGAAUUACCAGUGUUCAAGUUCUGUGUAUAGUGCAAAAAGUCCCAAAAAUAAAUAAUGGCUAUCUGAAA
Messenger RNA from Corythoichthys intestinalis (scribbled pipefish), 2935 nucleotides. It is a transcript of the gene fam219aa, whose product is annotated as family with sequence similarity 219 member Aa. The record is from RefSeq and is a predicted model, not a curated record. The transcript is spliced from 6 exons. Bases 181 to 747 code for a protein of 188 amino acids. Lineage: Eukaryota; Metazoa; Chordata; Actinopteri; Syngnathiformes; Syngnathidae.